AAUGACGUAUGGUGGGAAGCAUUUCUGCCCUGGACAAGCGGGAGGUGUAAGAAAUGCUUUCAUGCGGCAGUUGUGGUACAGUAACAGUUGUUCAGUCGUGGCAUGAGCGAUUGUAAGACACGACAGUCAGUGAGGGCACGAAAGCAAAGGAGUUGCACAAAGAUGGAAGACCAUUUGAUAGAGGACGAGACGGUCUUUUACUCGAAGGCAGAACACUACUGGAGGGAGGUCCCGCCCACUGUGGAUGGAAUGCUGGGAGGUUAUGGCAGCAUUUCCAGCAUUGACAUUAAUGGCUCCAAAAAGUUCCUCCAAGAAUUCCUUGGGGAAGGCCAGGGUAAAACUGGGACAAGCUGCGCUCUGGACUGUGGGGCUGGAAUUGGCCGUAUCACCAAGCGACUGCUCCUGCCGCUCUUCCGGACGGUGGACCUAGUGGAUGUCACUCAGGAGUUCCUGGAUAAAGCUCGUACAUAUCUGGGUGAGGAGGGCAAGCGGGUGGAGAACUACUUUUGCUGUGGUCUGCAGGACUUUCAGCCCCAGCCAGAACGCUAUGAUGUCAUUUGGAUUCAGUGGGUGAUUGGCCACUUGACUGACGACCACCUGGUGGAAUUUUUAAGGCGUUGCCGGAGCGGUCUGCGUCCAGAUGGCCUCAUUGUAGUGAAGGAUAAUGUUGCGUAUGAAGGUGUAAUACCUGAUGAUGUGGACAGCAGCGUGUGUCGGGACCUGAAUGUACUACACAACAUAGUGGCCAGGGCUGGACUCAACAUCAUCUUUGAGGAGCAGCAGCAGAACUUCCCUGAGGAGAUCUAUCAGGUCCACACUCUCGCUCUCAGAUAGCUGCGAGCAUCGAGUGUAUGCCUGUUUGUUUGAAAGCCAAUGAAUGUGAGAUGAAAUCGUGUAGGAUCUAUGUUAGCUACACCAGGCUACUUAUUACUGCCAAUGUGAUUGCUGUAUUUAAAAUAGCACAAGACUGAAACAUGACUGUGGACCUUGAGUCUGUAAGGAGAGGAAGUUGGAAGGUUCCAGUUGACCUCUAAACCAUAUAUAAAACAUAGAUAAUGUUACAGCUUGGAUUCAUAGCUGUCAUGAGUAAAUGCAUAAGUGGCUAAAAGUUUUACACUCAACUUCAUAUUCAGUGCAAAGUCUGGGGAUGUAGGGUUUUAUCACAGAUGAAAAAAAAAAAAAACCCAUGUAAGACAAACAAUCAUGAAAAAAUAUAAUCAAUGCACAUCACACCUUGUAUUAAAAAGUGGAUAUCCUGAAGACUUAAAGGAAUUCAAAUUAAAAUUCUCUCAAUUUACUCACCCUCAUGCCAUCCCAGAUGUGUAUGUCUUUCUUCAGCAGAACACAAAUGAAGUUUUUUUUUUUUAGAACAAUAUUUCCACUCUGUAGGUCCAUACAAUGCAAGUGAAUGGUGUCCAAAACUUUGAAGCUCCAAAAAAGCCCAUAAAGGCAGCAUAAAAGUAAUGAAUAUGACUCCAGUGGUUUAAUCCAUGUUUUCUGAAGUGAUCCAAUUGGUUUUGGGUGAGAACAGACCAAAAUGUAACUCCUUUUUCAUUGUACAUCUUGCCAUUACAGUCUCUUAACACAAUCAUGAUUUCAAUCUCGAUUACACUUCCUGAUGCUUGAUGCAUGUGUUAAUUGUAAUCAAGCUUGAAAUCAUUAUCGCAAAGGAGACUACUGAUGUCAAGAUUUAUUGUGAAAAACAAUAAGUUAUAUUAUGGUCUGUUCUCAUCCACAACCAAUUGGAUCGCUUCUGAAGAUAUAGGUUUAAGCACUGGAGUUGGAUGGAUUACUUUUAUGAUGCUUUUAUGUGCUUUUUGGAGCAUCAAAGUUUUGAUCACCAUUCACUUGCAUUGUAUGGACCUACAGAGCUGAAAUAUUCUUCUAAAAAUCUUUGUGUUCUGCAGAAGAAAAAAAGUCAUACACAUCUGGGAUGGCAUGAGGGUGAGUAAAUGAGAGAAUUUUCAUUUUUGGGUGAACUAUUCCUUUAAGACUAAGUUAAAACAGAGUGUAGCAUGUAGCUGUGGGUUUGAACAGUGUGAUUGAAAACCUUUUUAAUAAAUUAUGAGAAGUUGAGUCUAUACAAGUUAAUGUUACAUUUUAGUAUGAGUGUCUUAUAUUUUAUAGCUUUUGACACAACUCUCAAAUGAGCACAUUUUAUUUUGCCUUGAAUAAAGUAAUAUUUUGGAGCUG
Molecule: messenger RNA, 2193 nt
Organism: Myxocyprinus asiaticus (Chinese sucker)
Lineage: Eukaryota; Metazoa; Chordata; Actinopteri; Cypriniformes; Catostomidae
Product: N-terminal Xaa-Pro-Lys N-methyltransferase 1
Exons: 4
Coding region: 103-834 (243 amino acids)
Biological process (GO): N-terminal protein amino acid methylation
Cellular component (GO): cytoplasm
Molecular function (GO): N-terminal protein N-methyltransferase activity
Source: RefSeq, a predicted model, not a curated record